GAUUAUUGUAUUAACCUCUCUCGGACUUUGCAAUCCAUCCGUAUACAGGUGAAGGAGGCAUUACCGCUGUCCAAGGAAGGGCAACUCCAUGAUCUACAACCAGGCGAUUGGAUUGUGGUGAAAGAUUAUCGAAGACGGACCUGGAACUCACCAAGGUGGUUGGGACCAUUCCAAGUCCUUUUGAUCACAUCAUCGGCUGUCAAAGUAGCUGAGAGGGCUACCUGGAUCCACGCCAGCCAUUGCAGACGGGCACCACCACUCACGCCAAAGGUAAUUUCCGACCCAACCCCCUAGGCCGUCACCCCAACACUGAAACAGGGUGAAGUGCUGUUCACUCACCCUCACGGGCACACAAUCACGUCAGAUCCAGGCCCAGAAACUUUCUCUGACCAGGGGAGAGACGUGGCCAGAAUCAACAUCAAUCAACAUGGACACCAGAGCCAGAUGACGACACCCCGUUUCGAGGCUCGGAUGGAAGAUCCGAGGAAUCAUUUGUGGUCUUGUUGUUUUAAUUACGAUUAUGUUUAACCCAUCAUUUUUAACGUGCAAACCUGUGAUGACACCAGUACCUCAUAAAAAUCAAACACUGGCGGGAACAAGGGCCAAGCGAGAGGUGGGACCUGAAAUUGAAAAUUCAAUGAUUCGGUUAAUGCACGAGUCAGUAAGACAUCUAAACAAAACAAAUUGUUGGAUGUGCAUGCACAUACCCAGCAGCGCUGAAGGGCCAGUUGUGGCAGCAGUUCCACUGUCCCACCUACAAUUUCUAACUGCGAAUUGGCGUAACUUAACAUCAAAUAAUUUAAAUAAUGCUUGUGAUGACCAAAGAAAUGCAGCCUCGCUACAAGAAUAUUGCAUAACAGCGCCGGAAAUCGUCAACCAGAUAGAAAAUGUGGCGAAAGAACACACCCCGCAGGGAUGCAACCAAACACGGAUCAUCGGGAUGGCAAUAAUAUCAAGUAUUAAAGGUAACUUUGGCAGUCUAUUAACAGUGAAGUCAUAUCAUGCGCAAAUUGACUGUGUGGCUGGUGAAAGCGGAACACACUGUAACUGCCCACCUGUAGGAGCAAUAUGCAAUAGGGCGCAUAAUAUUCCCAGGGUCGAGUGUUCAACGGUGCUGACCUCAUCAAGGUUAGCACCACCAACCCUGCGUACGACCCGAUGUGCAGAAGCCAGGUGUGAACUUCCACACUCCACUAACCCCACGUUAAAAGAACAAAAACCAUCUCGGCAUCAGUUCACAAUAACAAAAUUGUAUAACGUUACGAAUUGCAUAAAUAUUACCCAACUUAAUCUGAACCCCAAGGACGUAAUCCAUCUGGAAACUAGCAAUUGCAUUGGCCCAUUCCACAAAUUAUCCCUGAAGGAAUCAAUACAAAUCAGUCCUAAUUCAGUAGUUUUACCAAACGGAGUGUUCCUCGCAUGCGGCAGGAAAAUGUACAGCUUUGUACCGAACGGUAUGGAGGGUACAUGUUACUUAGCAUACGCGGUACCGAUGCUUCGCGUAGUGACCCAGCAAGAAAUGCAGGUGUUAGACGGACACCAUGCCAAACACAAACGUGAUCUCCAAAGAUUUCUUGGCAUGAUAAUUCCUGGAUAUGGGGUGUAUUUAAACCAACAGGAGACAAAGGCCCUAUCCGCCGCAUUAGAGGCUCACAUUAAUAGCACGGACAGGGUCGUCACAGACAUGUCAACACAACUCAUGGCAUUAGACUUAAUUCUUGCCUCAACCGGAGGUGUGUGUAAAAUUAUUGGCUCGGAAUGUUGCUCAUACGUGCACUCAGCAAACCUAUCUGUCGAGAAGUCCCACAAGGAAAACAGCAAGGCCAUUAAUGACCUUGCCAAAAUUACUUCCUGGGAUAUCGAAAGUGUGUUCGGGAAUUGGUUCUCAGAUUGGAGUACACCCUUUGUAAGGAAUACGAUAAUGUUCUUUGUGGCCUUAUUGAUCAUAAUAUUAAUCCUAAUUGUAACAAUUGCGUGCGUUAAAGCUUGUGUGACCAAAUUAACCACAGCCGCUGUCUCCCAAUUUAUAAUAGUUGAACCGAGACAAAGCAAGUUCCCAGCUUUAACGCGGGUAGCAGGAACAUACCCUACCCCGGAUUGGAGUAGUUUAAGCAGUGAGGAAGAGGAGUAGCGAAAAUAUAUUCUUUCCUAAAUAGUCAGAACAACCUCCUAUAAAAGCGGAGAAGUGCUGAUGGUCGGACAUGAUAGAUUUUUUUUUUUUUGAAUUUGUGAUUGUAAAAUAAUCAAAGGGGGGAUUGUGAUGGAAAAUCUACAUGUUAUGUACAGGGUCUUAUAAAAUGUAAUUCUUAGUGUUUCAUGUGAUGUAAUCUGGUUUCACAUCCCGUUCUUGGAAUCUUGCUAUUCUGCAAGGUCUUCUAAAUAUGUAAUUCUUAGUGUUUCAUGUGAUGUAAUCUAGUUUCACAUCCCGUUCUUGGAAUCUUGCUAUUCUGCAAGGUCUUCUAAAUAUGUAAUUCUUAGUGUUUCAUGUGAUGUAAUCUAGUUUCACAUUC
Molecule: messenger RNA, 2510 nt
Organism: Gadus chalcogrammus (walleye pollock)
Lineage: Eukaryota; Metazoa; Chordata; Actinopteri; Gadiformes; Gadidae
Exons: 1
Coding region: 521-2131 (536 amino acids)
Source: RefSeq, a predicted model, not a curated record